AUGUAAAAAAUAUCAAUAUUGUUCGUUUUUUUUAUGAUGACAAUAAUUUUGUCUCAAGCUAUAGAGAUAGCAGUUGGGGGAGAUAAUGAAAAAAAAAUUGCGGAAAGAAAUGAAAGAAGAGUGUUACAAGAAGGAGAAGCAAAAGAAGAUACAUCUGAAAGAACAGUUAUCAAAAGAGAUGUAUCAUAAGAAAGAUUAUUUAUCAAAAGAGAAGAGGAGGAAACGCCUUAGAGAAACGCUGUAAAAAGUGAGGAUGGAUCAUCUGAAAGUUCUGUAAAAAGAGAAGAAGGAUCAUCUGAAAGAAAAAUGAGUAGAGAAGAAGAAGGCACAUCUGAAAGAUCUCUAAAGAGAGAGGAAGGUUCAUCUGAAAGAAAAAUGAGUAGAGAAGAAGAAGGCACAUCUGAAAGAUCUCUAAAGAGAGAGGAAGGUUCAUCUGAAAGAUCUUCUGCGAAGAGAGAGGAAGGAUUAUCAGAAGAUAAAGCCGACUCUAAUGAUUCGUAAUUGGAAUAGCAAUUAACAGAAACUGCAAAUCAAUCAAAUCGAAAAAAUUUAGAAUUAGAAAUAGUUAGUGAACAAGUACACAGUCCAAAUUAGAAUAAUUAUUGCAUGUAAUUAUUUUCAGUUUCGAUCAUCUUGGUAUUUGUCUAUUGA
Molecule: messenger RNA, 651 nt
Organism: Paramecium octaurelia
Lineage: Eukaryota; Ciliophora; Oligohymenophorea; Peniculida; Parameciidae
Source: the annotation of a GenBank genome assembly